UGCAGCCUUCCAACCUGGCUUAAACUGCUACACGUUUUUUGUGAAUGCAUUAACUGGGCGCCCGGCUCGGUGGGAAUAGACUGAUUUCACCAUGGACAGCGACGGAAGGAAGGUGGUGGUCUGUGACAACGGGACAGGCUUUGUCAAGUGUGGCUUUGCUGGCUCCAACUUCCCCGAGCACAUCUUCCCUGCCUUGGUGGGGCGGCCAACAAUCAGAUCAAACACCAAAGUCGGCAACAUCGAGAUAAAGGACCUGAUGGUUGGCGACGAGGCCAGCGAAUGUCGCUCCCUGCUGGAGGUGUCAUAUCCCAUGGAGAACGGCAUGGUACGCAGCUGGGAAGACAUGCUUCAUCUGUGGGACUACACUUUUGGCCCCGAGCGCCUCGACAUCAGCCCUCCAGACUGCAAGGUGCUGCUAACGGAGCCUCCCAUGAACCCCAUCAAGAACCGUGAGAAGAUCACAGAGGUCAUGUUUGAGACGUACCAGUUCCACGGCAUCUACGUGGCGAUUCAGGCUGUCCUCACUCUUUAUGCUCAGGGUUUGCUUACUGGUGUGGUGGUCGACUCGGGUGAUGGUGUGACCCACAUCUGUCCAGUAUAUGAGGGCUUUUCGUUACCCCACCUCACUCGCAGGCUGGACAUAGCAGGACGUGACAUCACACGCUACCUCAUUAAGCUGCUGCUCCUACGAGGCUACGCCUUCAACCACUCGGCAGACUUUGAGACGGUGCGCAUGUUGAAGGAGAAGCUUUGCUAUGUGGGCUACAACAUCGAACAGGAGCAGCGCCUCGCCACUGAGACCACCGUGCUGGUCGAGUCAUAUACGCUGCCUGACGGCCGACAGGUAAUGGUGGGGGGAGAAAGGUUCGGGGCCCCUGAGGCCCUUUUCCAGCCUCACCUCAUCAAUGUGGAGGGAGCAGGAGUAGCAGAGCUGCUGUUUAACACCAUCCAGGCUGCUGACAUUGACCUGAGGCCUGACUUCUAUAAGCACAUCGUGUUAUCAGGAGGAACCACCAUGUACCCCGGCCUGCCAUCCAGACUAGAGAGAGAGAUUAAACAGCUCUACCUGGAGAGGGUGCUGAACGGAGACACUCAGAAACUAUCGAAGUUUAAGAUCCGUAUCGAGGACCCUCCCCGGCGUAAACACAUGGUUUUCCUGGGCGGUGCUGUGCUGGCCAACAUCAUGAAAGAUAAGGACUCCUUCUGGCUGAGCAGGGCAGAGUACCUGGAGAAAGGCCUGAGUGUGUUGGACAAACUGGGGGGCGGGGUCAGAUAAGAACUGGGAAAUUUAAUGGCCAAUCAAAAGCAAGAGUUUAUUCUGGCCAAUGAAACGGGACAUCUGGAGUCACUCUAGCCCCGUGAGGUCCCAAAUAAAGAGUGCAUUGGACUGUUUUGUCACCCAUGGCUAAGAGUUCCAACAAUUUUGAUGUUACCGUGACGCAUGACUUUAAACCUGUCAAAUAAUUCAUUUGGUUUUAAAGGCAGAAAACAAACAUUUACUUUAUUCCAGUCAUUUAUAUUAUUCCAUUUCAGAGACAAUCCUUGCCAAAGGAAUAUCAGACAGCAACGGCAUGCGGUUGUUUUGGGUUGCUUUUGUUUGCCAUUUGAACCAUGCCAGCUUGUACUCUUUUCAUAAAUGACAUGCAAGGCAUUAGUGUUCAACAGCCCCGAUGUAAUGUCAGAAAUGAUAUUAAAUUGAGUUUUACUGCAAAUUCUAAGCACAUAAAAUGAACAAUGUCGUCCGUCCUUACUACAUAACUGCACUGUGGGGGGAAAAGAAAGCACAUAUGAAUAGCUACUGAACUAUGAGCGAUUAUCAAGA
This is a messenger RNA of Lampris incognitus (smalleye Pacific opah), 1822 nucleotides long. RefSeq lists its product as uncharacterized. The transcript has 9 exons. Bases 92 to 1276 code for a protein of 394 amino acids. Lineage: Eukaryota; Metazoa; Chordata; Actinopteri; Lampriformes; Lampridae. Gene Ontology annotation, molecular function: actin filament binding. The record is from RefSeq and is a predicted model, not a curated record. Gene Ontology annotation, cellular component: Arp2/3 protein complex; actin cortical patch. Gene Ontology annotation, biological process: Arp2/3 complex-mediated actin nucleation.